Molecule: messenger RNA, 885 nt
Organism: Galeopterus variegatus (Sunda flying lemur)
Lineage: Eukaryota; Metazoa; Chordata; Mammalia; Dermoptera; Cynocephalidae
Product: testis-specific Y-encoded protein 4-like
Exons: 4
Source: RefSeq, a predicted model, not a curated record
AGGGAGGCGGCGGCGACCGGGCAGGAGGUGGCGCUGGACUUGCUGGACGUAAUGGAGGUGGUGGAGGUCGUGGCUGAGGAGCAGGAGGAGGGGGACGAGGACUUCAGGCUGGCACCGCUAGCCUGGUUACCCAAGGUGACCCGGCCACCAUUGGAGGCUUUGGAGAUCCUUCAGUUGGAGCUGGGAGCGGUGAAUGCCCGAGGCAGCAGGGCUUCUGCUCGGCUCAAGCGGAAACUUGGGCAGACAAGCAGGCGUCACCUUGAGCGGCGAACGGCCAUCAUCCAGGACAUCCCUGGCUUCUGGGCCAAAGUCGAAGCGGGGCCAUCGUGGGUGACAGCUUCUACCUCUUCCUCCAUUGGCCGUGGAGCCAUAGUAACGGUCUGGGCGUGGCUGGGCGACUGGCGCCAAGAAGCCUGCAGAGGGCGCCAAAGCCCCGCGCAUGCGCCCUUAGCCGUGCCCGAGCGCGAGGCUCCCGGAAGUUCCCAGAGCCGCAACCUACCCGCGGCUCAGCUUCUCUCGCUGCUGCGGGGGGCCGAGUUGGGUGGGACGCCCGAGGAGGCCUCCGGGACCAGGGUUGAAGCUCUGCAGCAUGCUCCAACCCCUUCCUGUAUACUUUUCUUUCCUGCAGGAUAUAGGGCAUCUCAUUCCACUCCAGUUCAGUGGUAUCAGGAUUAUGAACAUGAGGCUUAUAGCCGCAGGCACCACAACAGCAGUGUUAACUUCUUCAACUGGUUUUCUGACCACGACUUUGCAGGAUCUAACAGGAUCACUGAGGUAGGGCCUCACUGCGAAAAUUCAGAAAUGACCAAGGACNGGAGCUGCAGCCACACUCGUGCAAAUACAAAUACUUAUGGCACGGAGACACUAACUGGGGCGGAGAAUUAG